CACAUUUCCCUAAAAACUUACUCAAUAAAACUCCAGCUGGGAGACGGUGCUGUAAUUUAGAUAGGCCUCCGCCUCGAGACUCAGGAUGGCGACGCAGUGGAGCAGUGAGCAUUUCGUUGCCGAAUAUCGAGACAUUCAGGCAAACGCCAUGGCUGUGGACACUGUCGGAGAAUGGGCACUGUUAGGGGGGAGACGAGCCCUGGCCCUGGUGAACCUGUACACACCUAAACAGGAAGUCGUGCGGAUAGCCAGGCAAGCGGCGCAGGCCAAGUGGGACAUCAACUGCAUCCAGUUCAACCCCCAUGCCUGCAAGGCCAACAUGUUUGUAACUGCUAGCAACCAGCGCCUGGAGGUGCUGCAGCUUAGUGGAGGCAACACAGAACACAGAUGCUCCCUGAAGGCCCACACCAGGACAGUCAGUGAUGUAGACUGGUCUCCAUUUGAUGUGAAUCAGCUGACGUCCUGUUCCGUGGACACAUACACCUAUCUGUGGGACAUCAGGGAUCCAAAGAAGCCAGCUGCCACUUUUCAAAGUGUUGCUGGUGCAUCUCAAGUGAAGUGGAACAAAGUGGUGAACAACAUGUUUGCUACAACACACGAGGGGGACAUCAGGAUAUGGGACCCUAGGAAAGGCAACACACCAAUCCAGUAUAUUGCUGCUCAUCUGUCGAAGAUUCACGGUUUGGACUGGAAUCCUAGCAACCAGUAUAAACUGGUCACUGCCAGCCAGGACUGCUUUGUCAGGUUCUGGGACUGCACCAACCACCGCCGGAGUGAAUUUACUCUCAACACUGGGUCACCAGUGUGGAGGGCACGUCUCACGCCGUUCGGCAAUGGCCUGAUGACGGUGGUGGUGCCGCAGUUACGGAGAGGGGAGAACAAGCUGUACCUGUGGAACACCAGCAACCUCACGCAGCCCAUACACACCUUCGUCGGACACAAGGAUGUGGUGCUUGAAUUCCACUGGAGGAAACAGACAGAAGGUGUCCGUGACCAGCAACUUGUCACAUGGUCACGUGACCAAAGUCUGAGAAUCUGGCGGAUCGACUCGGCUCUACAGGAGCUGUGCGGCCAUGACACCAACAAUCUGCCUGACCUGGUUGGAGAUCUGUCUAAGUCAACUCCAGCAACUCUCGAGUCUGCUCUUGAUUCUCUAUCCGUUAUAGACGAGAACCCAACAGUGUCUGAGCCAGUCAUCAGCCAAGGCACCAUGUCCAACCAACCACAAACUUUGCAACAGGAGUUUUCCUUGGUGAACAAGAAUAUUCCUCAUGUUACCAUUGAAGAGAUGGACGCAAUCAAUCGUGUAUGUAAAGUGACGGCACAGAUUGGGAAGCGGCGGGUCAGCCUCAAUCUCAAUUUCCCCCCUGACUACCCAAACAAUGCCUCACCAUCAUUCCAGUUCCUCCACAGCACCCUGGAUGCCACCAUGCAGAAACAGCUCAUCAAGGUUCUGACAGACACAUCCCAAAAGCAUGUGAAGAGGAACAUGAACUGCCUGGAGCCAUGCCUCCGACAGCUGAUAACAGAGCUGGACACUCUCACUAAAACUGAGAGGAAGACACCUGACCUUGACAUUCCAUUCCCCCUGACCCAGCAGCAAAACAUGAUGCAGACCACGCCCAUCUACCCAAUGUACAGCUUUGGAAGCUUCCAAGACUCCAGCGUUCCAUUCCCCAGGACAAGCGGAGCUCGAUUCUGCUCUGUAGGUGUGUUGGUGAUAUUUGGCCGCUCUGCUGUGAUGAAGAAACAUGACGGAACAGAACCCACACCCAAAGCUCUGUCAGAACUAGCUGCCUUUGCCAGACCAUCCCAGAAUGCAACACCCUUUGCACCCUUCUUCCCUCGCAGUCCUCCAACGCCAAGCAAUGAGGGUUUGUCAAUCAGUGACUUCUACACAUACAAGGAAAGACGACACCGGACACGCAGCAGGUCGCGUGUGCGUGAGGUGUCGGAGUCACGGUACAGGGACACAGAGAAGGCAGCCAAGAAACUGAAUAAGGUGGCCCCUGUCAAAGUAUACGAUGUGUCAGCACUGCUCACUGUACACAAGCAACUAGCAGAGAAUUAUAAACUGGACCUGUCCGACAUCCCCGGGAUGUGCAGUCAUAACGCUGCUGCUGCCGCUGUUGUCGGACGUAAGGAUCUUGUACAGAUCUGGAACUAUGUGUCUGUGAUGUUACCAGCCAGUCUCAACCCAAGUCCUACUCCCACCAGCUGCAGACCCUUCGCCAUGACUGCCUUUGGACGGCCGCUGCUCAAAACAAUGCUGGACCACUACAGCAGUUACUACGAUGUGCAGACGCUGGCCAUGUUGUGCUGCGUAUUCUGGAACAAGGAGGACGUCCACCGUGCAGCCGCUGCAGCUGCUGCCAGGUCUGCCUCCAAGACCUCGCUGGAGUACACGCCAGCUAAUACUGAUGCUAACAUUACAUAUCUUGGAAGUAGCACAGAUAGUGGGUGGAGCUUAUUGCGCUAUAAACGUAGGCUUGAUAACACAAGUCUAACAAAUGAUGAGAGCCACGCCCAGUCCCAGGCCCCCAUGGGCCACCCAGGCCCCCAGCACCUCACUGCACAUGGGGGCGGGCCUCUCUCGGAGGUAGCCUCACAUCCAAACCUCUCUGCACUUUUCAAACAAGCUGUGCUGAAGAACAAGCGGUCCAACAGUUGGUCUGACAGCUGCGAUGACUAUCGCAUCCUGGACGAGCCGGACCCCGCGGAGAAGGCGGCACAGUGGGAGCAGGAGCAGCAUGAGAACAACUGCAAAAUGCUGGACCCGGCCAUAUGGUCCCAGUACGAUCUGUACAAGAAGGCCUACUCCAACCUGCUGUACAAAUGGGGCUUACACAACCAGGCUGCUCACAUACUCAAGUUCAUCUCCACAUCACCUCCACCACAUAAAGGAAUUGAGUUUUCUGUGCGUUGCACAGUCUGCCAUCGAGAAGCCCGAGGCCCACAAUGUACAUCAUGCAAACAUCUUGUGUUAGAAUGUGCCAUCUGCCACACGGGAGUGCGAGGAGCUGCCAACUUCUGCAUCACAUGCACUCAUGGAGGUCACACGGAGCAUAUGGCGGAGUGGUUCCGCACCGAGUUGGUGUGUCCCACUGGCUGUGGAUGUGAAUGUCUCAAGGCUCCAACCAUGCUGAUGGUGUGACAUACAACACAUGGCGGAGUAGGUCUGGACUGGGCCACUGUUUCAAAGUGCCAGCAAUGCUGGGUGAAAGUGUCACAAUGUGCCAACAAGGACAGGAGAGAGACAGUGUGUCCGACCUGGUGAAAGUGAGAGAGUUGCAAUGUGCCAUCAAGGUCAGGAGAGAGACAGUGUGUCCGACCUGGUGAAAGUGAGAGAGUUGCAAUGUGCCAUCAAGGUCAGGAGAGAGACAGUGUGUCCGACCUGGUGAAAGUGUCACAAUGUGCCAUCCAGGUCAGGAGAGAGACAGUGUGUCCGACCAGGUGAAUGUGAGAGCGUCGCGGUGUGUCCGACCUGGUGAAAGUGAGAGCGUCGUGGUGUGUCCGACCUGGUGAAAGUGAGAGCGUCGCGGUGUGUCCGACCUGGUGAAAGUGAGAGCGUCGCGGUGUGUCUGACCUGGUGAAAGUGAGAGCGUUGCGGUGUGUCUGACCUGGUGAAAGUGAGAGUGUCGCGGUGUGUCUGACCUUGUGAAAGUGAGAGCGUCGCGGUGUGUCUGACCUUGUGAAAGUGAGAGCGUCGCGGUGUGUCUGACCUUGUGAAAGUGAGAGCGUCGCGGUGUGUCUGACCUUGUGAAAGUGAGAGCGUCGUGGUGUGUCCGACCUGAUGAUGGUGCAACAGAUUCAGUAGAGAGACAGUGUCUCCGACCUGGUGAAAGUGUGAGAGUUGCAAUGUGCCAUCCAGGUCAGGAGAGAGACAAUGUAUCCGACCUGGUGAAAGUGUUGCAAUGUGCCAUCCAGGUCAGGAGAGAGACAAUGUGUCCGACCUGGUGAAAGUGUCUCAAUGUGCCAACCAUGCUGAUUUAAAUCUUGAAAAUGUAAAUAAAAUUAUUUCACAUA
Messenger RNA from Haliotis rufescens (red abalone), 4026 nucleotides. RefSeq names its product GATOR complex protein WDR59-like. The transcript has 29 exons. The coding region runs from base 86 to 3154 and encodes 1022 amino acids. The record is from RefSeq and is a predicted model, not a curated record. Lineage: Eukaryota; Metazoa; Mollusca; Gastropoda; Lepetellida; Haliotidae. Gene Ontology annotation, molecular function: protein binding.